AUGGAGGCGGUAACUGAACGCCACUUCUUUCACCAUGGCGCUCCUAAGCCGGGCGCAACCAAGACAGCUCUCCGGGCCAUCGAGAGAGAAAAGUUAGACUGCCAGUGGUGCCAAAUACGAGCGUUCCCGAACCACAAACAAUACCCAAUCACCAUAGUCAACGAAGUCGAUGACGAAGUAAUCCCACCCAACUUUCGAUUCCUGCAGCAUUCGAAGCUCGGUCACGGGGUACAGGCCGCAGAGGAUAGUUUCCGAAGUGGAUGCGAAUGUGAAGAUGAGGAAGAAUGCCAGUACACGGGCUGUCUCUGCCUGCAGGAGCAAGAAGACGACUCGGACGACGAGGGCGAAGCGAGGAAAAAGGCCUACAUGUACCAUAUGCACGGCGCCAAGGCCGGUCUGUUGCGGUCAAAGUUCCUGAGCUCGACGCGGCCCAUUUACGAAUGCCACGAAGGCUGCGCAUGCGAUGUGACCUGUCCUAACAGGGUGGUCGAGAGAGGUCGACAGGUUCCUCUUCAGAUUUUCCGGACCGAGAAGACCGGCUGGGGUGUACGAUCGUUGCUCGACAUUCGACGAGGGCAGUUCGUUGAUAACUACAUUGGCGAAAUCAUUACUCCACAGGAAGCCCAGCGUCGACGGAACACCUCAAACAUUGCGCAACAGAAGGACGUGUACCUGUUCGCGCUCGAUAAGUUUACCGACGAAGAUUCCCCCGACAUGCGCCUACAAGGUCCCCCGCUCGAGAUAGACGGUGAAUUCAUGUCUGGCCCGACUCGCUUCAUCAAUCACUCGUGCGAGCCGAAUCUGCGCAUCUUUGCGCGCGUGGGAGAUCACGCCGACAAGCAUAUCCACGAUCUCGCCUUCUUUGCGCUUCGCGACAUUCCCCGCGGAGAGCAACUCACAUUCGACUAUGUCGACGGUGUGAGCGACGACGCUGCCGAUGCAAAGGACAAGAGCAAGCAAGGCGACAUGGUUCCGUGUCUUUGCGGUAGCAAGAAUUGUCGCCAGUUCCUGUGGUAG
Colletotrichum fioriniae is the source of this 1017-nucleotide messenger RNA. RefSeq lists its product as uncharacterized. Lineage: Eukaryota; Fungi; Ascomycota; Sordariomycetes; Glomerellales; Glomerellaceae. The record is from RefSeq and is a predicted model, not a curated record. Gene Ontology annotation, cellular component: nucleus. Gene Ontology annotation, molecular function: protein binding; zinc ion binding; histone methyltransferase activity.